CGUAUUUUGAAUUCACCAUAGGGCUCAGCCAUUCCUAGAGGAAUUCUAGGCACCUUGGAAAAAAGCGAAAUCGCGCUAGGGAUUUCAGCCGAUCUGGCAGCUCUUCCGAUGCCACUGGCGCGCCUUUUAAUCCAAAGCGCCUUUUUCGUGUCUCAUGUUUGCUCGUUUAUUGCGGAGGCCUAUAUAUGCUUCAAGAUGCUGGAAAAGGAUCACUUCCAAGUAAUCUGGAAGGCUGAUGCCAAGUACAUCUUGUGCGAGAAGCUUGAUAUGAUUCCUGACCUGGAACCGGAGUUGAUGGAGGGCACCACUGUGGCCUACCGAUGUCCGGCGUCAAAGGAAUCGGCCCUGCAGUGGAUUCAGCUGUACCAAGAGGCCGCCAACAUCCCCCUGACGACGUACGACUCCAUGUCGAAUGGCCAAAGGGUGGUGUACUGGGCCAGGCUUCGUUGUCACCACGACGUCCCAGAAAAGCCGAGUCGUCCGAGGAAAAACCAAUCCGCCAAGGACACCGGGUGCCCCCUGCGCCUGAAAGUGACUGUCGCCAACACUCCAAAACGGAAUAGGUCUACAGACCCAUGCGCGGCUUACGAGCUACGGGUGACAUGUAACAAGAAGCCCCACAACCACGCCGUGGACAACGCUGCCGCUCUGAGACAUCGACGCGUCUCUGAGCUGACGAAGGCCCGGCUGAUGGAGCUGUUCCAGCACUACCACUCGCCCUCCACGGCGCUGGAGACCCUGAAACUACAGCUUCAGGAGGAGCAUGGGAGCGCCUACCCGUCGGUGGCCGCAGACCGAGCCAUUGUCCCAGAUAGGAUGGCCGUCUACUACCUGUACUACAAGCACUGUCGGGAGCGUUACCCAGCCUCGACCCAGGAGGAGACCAUGGACCUCAUCCGCCACAUGAAGGACGUCCGCACGGCGGUCUCAGUCGAGGACGGCGAGACGGUGAUCGCGGCGGUGACGCCGCUGAUGGAGCGCGUCCACACGCUCCCCGACGCGGGAGAGGUGGUCUUCGUCGACGCCUCAGGAGGGAUGAACCGGCACGGCCAGCGCGUCUUCCUGCUGAUGUGCUGGAGCCCGGCCGGUGGUCUGCCUCUCGGUGUCAUCGUCUCCACCUCGGAGACCGAGGCCGUGGUGGACAAAGCCUUCCGGCUGCUCGUCGGGAUUUUACCAGACGGCGCCUUUGGCGGGCGUGGAAGGCGCGGCCCUCUGUGCUUCAUGACGGACGACUGUCAGGCCGAGCGGAACGCGCUGUCGGCGGUGUGGCCUGAGGCGCGGCUCCUGCUGUGCACGUUUCACGUGCUGCAGGCCGUCUGGCGAUGGCUUCACAACGGCAAACAUGGCAUCGACAAGCAACACAGGCAGGCUAUCAUGGCACUAGCCAAACAGCUCGUGUACGCCAACAAUGAGGCGGAGAUAGCGACGACGAUGGAGCUGGUGGCUACCGAGUGGGGCGAGCGCUACCCACUGCUGGACCAGUACCUGCAGGGUUUCGCUGCCCGCCGUCAAGAGUGGGCGCUGUGCCUCCGCACGGAUGUCCCCACCCGGGGACACAACACGAACAACAUCGUGGAGUCCGCCUUCAGAGUCCUCAAAGACUCUGUCCUCUACAGGACUCGGGCGUUCAACCUGCUGCAGCUGUUUGAUUUCGUCACGGUCCAGCUCAGCAAGCACUACGCCAGGAGGGCGUGCGACGUGGCCAACGGCCGGCAGCGGGCGGCACUGCGCCGGUCCGCGGCGGCACCAGCCAAGAAACGGGCACUGUGACGCAGGUGACGGAGUUCACCUAUCAGGUGAAGUCGCUGACGUCGGUCGGCAUCACCUACCUGGUGGACCUGAACGUCGGCGCCUGCACCUGCAGGAUGAACCGGCGGACUGGCGGCUGCAAACACCUCCGAGCCGUGCGGCAGCAGACUGGCGCUGUGCCGGAGGCGACGGCGACAAAGGAGACGCGGAGGGCCUUGAUGGACAUCGCCAUGGGGACCAGCCAGCAGCUGCCAGGCAACUGGUUUGACCCUCUGGUCGCCGAGCCGUCCACCUCGUCACCUCCUGGCCCCACGCCCGCCAGCGCCCCCGGAGUCGCGCAGCCCCAGCCGUCGCCUGGUCCCGAGGAGUACGACGACGACGCAAUGGACUUCGAGGACCCCGCCGCUGCGGCGGCGGCUGUCAGUGGAGCUGAGCAGCGACGCUCAGAUGACCGGACACGCCAAACCGUGGCGUUCAUCCAGGAGUGGGCAGCCUUCAUGUGCGAGGCAGUCGUCCAGGACGACACCUGGGAGAGGGCUGCCGCUGCCUUCCAGCAGAGGUGGGGCCAGCUGCCCACUGCUGGCCGCCAGUCCGCUCUGCACCAGUUUGGAGGUGCGCAGGGCUGCCGGCGGAACGCCACCCAGAUUCCGGUCCAGCCGACCAGCACUGCCCGUCGCACCAGCACCAACGUGCGGGGUCGCGCUCGCUGGCCCGCUGGACGGCCGUGCCGCUCCGCGCGCACCGGGGAGCACGGCUACGUGGCAGCCUCCGCCAGGCGGUCGGCGGCGCCCCACAGCCUGGCCACCUGUGUUGACCAGAACCGCCCCCUGGGGCGCUGAGUGGUAGAGGUGAAGUGGGGGUGACCGGGGCAAGUUGGUGCCAGGGGGGGGGGGGGUAAGUUGGGACGGAAGGAAUAUUUCCAAUACUUCUCGACAGUUGGCGUUCAAACUUAUUUUGUACAUGCACAGUACAUGCACAGUCUGUUUGUCAACGUGGUGUCGGCGCGUGCUGAGGUAAGUGCUGUUCAUAAUCGCUACAAAUGUGUUUCAGGUACCAAAAGUGAUUUUCUUGCUGUGAAAAUAUUCUCUUCUAGUGUCGUUGUGUGUGCCUUUUUGUUUGCCGCAGGAGUACUGCAAACGUUUGUGUUUUGUCGUUAAUGCCCGCAUGGAUUAGCGAUGAUUGUUCAUGUGAAACAUGAAUAAAAAUGUGUUUAGA
Amphibalanus amphitrite is the source of this 2964-nucleotide messenger RNA. RefSeq lists its product as uncharacterized. The transcript is spliced from 10 exons. The coding region runs from base 109 to 1770 and encodes 553 amino acids. NCBI's taxonomy places the organism in Eukaryota, Metazoa, Arthropoda, Thecostraca, Balanomorpha, Balanidae. The record is from RefSeq and is a predicted model, not a curated record.